Pyricularia grisea is the source of this 2376-nucleotide messenger RNA. RefSeq lists its product as uncharacterized. Bases 1 to 2376 code for a protein of 791 amino acids. The transcript has a single exon. The record is from RefSeq and is a predicted model, not a curated record. Lineage: Eukaryota; Fungi; Ascomycota; Sordariomycetes; Magnaporthales; Pyriculariaceae.
AUGGCCUCUAAAAAGGCGGUUCCGACGCCGCCCACCUCGAUCAAGGACAUAUCAUGUUCCAUAAUCUACGAGAACACUCUAUACACAUACUCCUCAACGGGAGUCUUACAGUCGUUGGCCCUUGAAGCUGGUGCAGAAUGGAAGGAAUUGGCAAAAGGCGUCGCCGUCACUGGCGGUGUCUGCGUUGGUUCGACUCCAGUAAAGCCUCGAGAACCUGGUCUCUUCGUUGUGGGCGGCAAAGGCCCGGAUGGAUAUAGGGGACUACAAAAAUUCACUUACUCGACGGGUCAGUGGGAGACGCAGAGUCCUCCGUCAGAGGAUGUCAUGAACAGGUUAGGCCAUGGCGCUGCCUACAUCAACAGUACCGAUGCAAUUCUAGUCUACGCCGGCAACAAGGACGGCACUGUACACGCUGGAUCGCAGACCUUUACGAUUGGAGCCUCGGCACCAUUUGAGGUCCGAUCUUUCGACUCGGCCGGCGUACCAUCAUUGGCGAAUCCAAUGCUCCUACCGUGGUCAAACAACCAGGCUGUUCUUGUCGGCGGCGAGGGAAACACCAAGGUCAUGGUGUUCAGCCCUGAGGCUGGAGGAUGGAAGGAUUCCGGUGCCACGCUGGCAGCUGCCUUGUCUAAGGACGUCUCAGUGAUGCGUGCUGCUGUCGUUGCUGGUACCGAUGGCAGCAAGUGUCUGUACACAUUCGACACCUCACAAUCACCCAAUGUCGUGACAAGAACGGCCUUGAUAGAUGCCCAGGGUCAACCUCAGACCAACUCGCCAGCCCUCAGUACCCGGGCGGAAAAAGAAGACGAAGAUCAUGAGUGGCGACUAAUAGAAAGGCGAGCCGAACAGUGGCCCAAGUACAACUCUACCUAUGCACCCACGGCAACCAGGACAAAUUUCGCCCUCGCCCAGGAUCCGAAUGGAAUGAUUGUCUUGGCCGGAGGCACCGACGGAGAACCAAUUGAUAUAUUCAACGGUCGAACCAACACUUGGAUGGACACCCCCGAUGUCUUCAGUAAUGACAGCGUCCGCGCUCUCGACUCGGUUUCGACCUCAUCGUCAAUUUCAGUAGCAUCAAGCACCUCCGCAACCCCCACCCCAUCCUCAACGCCAUCUUCUACAUCCACCUCGGUAACAUCCUCAGUCACCCCCUCCUCAUCUUCAGAAACAACCAUCACACCUGGAGCGGGAGUCUCGUCCACCAAAUCCGACUCUAAUUCCUCUAUUCCCCCGGUCAACACCAUUCUUGGUGCUGUUCUGGGAACAACUGCGGCAGUUCUGAUACUCCUCGGAAUACUGUACUGUCUUCUUCGGAGAAAGAAGAAGCGAGAGGAGUUGGAGGCUGGUCGCGCAAUGAGGGACAGUGGCCUCACCCCACUCACCGAGAAGGGCGGCGCCAUGUAUGCUGCCGAUGGCCUACCCCGCGGACCAAAUAACGGUCCUUUUAGGGGACAUCAGCAGCAAGACUCUCAGGGUUCUUUCUCAUCUAUGGCUAUCCUCAUGGGCAAAGUGAACCAGCAGCAUAAGCAGGCCGCAGUCCAGAGAAACCCCAGCAAGGAAUCCAAGCGCAGCUCCCAGAGCAGUAUACUCAACUCUGCAUUCAAGAAGUCCAUUAGCAAUCCUAUCCCACACCCAGCAAGCCCGAACCCAUUCGCCGACCCGCCGCCACCAAUGCCACAGGCACAGAUGAGAGAUGAGAAGGGCGGAACGGUUGUGUUUAGCAACGACAUUGGCGAGCCUCGGCCACGCCCACCUAGGCCGGACCGACCCGAUGGCACUAGGCGAUCGUCUGGAUGGAAUCGGUACUGGUCCGGAGGUAGCACGCUGAACAUCUUGGGCUUCGGUAGCGGUGCAAGCAAACGCACAACAGUGGCUUCUGAUGUCAGCAGUCGCUAUUCUGCCAACAUGCAGAACCGCAUUACUCAAGACUCGGCAACUGUGCCCCAGCUUGCCGUGGGCGGAAACAGGCUACCUGAACCCACGCCAGAGUUUCAACGCGUCAAUUCAGCCUCACCUACCAUAUCUGCUUCGCCGCAACUCGGACCGGGAAUGAAGGGUAGGAUCGAAAGACCCACUAGCACAGGUUCGGAUCGAUCUGGCUACUCAUCAGGCAUCCCCGCCAGCGUGCAUGAUAACUGGGACCCUACUGGCGCAGAUGAAGCCUGGGGAUCCAACAGGGCCCCAAGCAGCGCGUACAACUACAACAGCGCAUACAACAGUGUCUACAGCACAGCGCUCGCACCCCCAUCAAGCUCGAGUUCGAGGCCGCCGCUCCCUUCGGGCGUGAGCACACAACCACAGCUCUCAAUGGCAGCAAACAGCUCCGACAUGUCCUGGUUGAACCUUGGUGAGGACAAGAAAAAGAACUUUCACUGA